Planococcus citri (citrus mealybug) is the source of this 2771-nucleotide messenger RNA. Its product is annotated as inhibitor of growth protein 5-like. Bases 195 to 986 code for a protein of 263 amino acids. Gene Ontology annotation, cellular component: nucleus. The record is from RefSeq and is a predicted model, not a curated record. NCBI's taxonomy places the organism in Eukaryota, Metazoa, Arthropoda, Insecta, Hemiptera, Pseudococcidae. The transcript is spliced from 6 exons. Gene Ontology annotation, biological process: regulation of DNA-templated transcription.
CGCGAUGGAACAAUAACCGACGAUUUGUGUUUGUUGACAGUGAUAAUUUUUGUUUUUAUUUUUAUAAAAACUUCGUGAGAUUUUUGGGUGUUCUUGUGAUUAUUAUUUAAAUACCUUUGUAGUGCUAAUCGGACUUUGUACUUUGUUGAAUUAGUUGCCUACUUCAACACUAGGCAUUUUUCAACUCCAUCAACAUGACGUCAGCUUCAUACCUGGAGCAUUACCUGGAUAGUUUAGAAAACCUACCCGUAGAAUUACAGCGUAAUUUUAAACUAAUGAGAGAACUAGAUUCUCGAGCUCAAGAAAUAAUGAAACAAAUCGACAAAACAGGAGACGAUUAUUUAAACAACAUUAAAAUCAUCAGCACCGAAAAGAAGAAAGAACACAUUAACGAAAUUCAAAAAUUAUUCACUAAAGCCAAAGAAUAUGCAGAUGAUAAAGUGCAAUUAGCCAUUCAAACUUACGAAUUGGUUGAUAAACAUAUACGUAGACUAGACUCAGAUCUGGCCAGAUUCGAAGCCGAAAUCCAAGAUAAAGCUAUGAGUAGCAGUACUAGAACUCAAGAAGAACCUCCAAAUCCUCAAAAACGAGGACGAAAGAAAUUACCCGAUAAAGACGUGAAAAAGAAAACCAACGCUGAAGAAGAAGCUGCAGCUAAAGCUAAUAAAAAGAAACAGAAAAAAGGUGCUGUACUCAAUAAAGCUACCGCUGUUUCUUCGAGCAAAAUUGUCGCAUCUGCGGUCGAAUCGAAUUUCAGUUCUAUUUUGCCUAACGUUUCUCAUUCUACUGAUGCGAUUGAUAUGCCAGUUGAUCCAAAUGAACCGACUUACUGUCUUUGUAAUCAAGUAUCUUAUGGUGAAAUGAUCGGUUGUGAUAAUUCAGACUGCCCUAUCGAAUGGUUUCAUUUUGCUUGCGUUAAACUUACUACGAAACCAAAAGGAAAAUGGUAUUGUCCAAAAUGUAUUAUUGAUAGAAAAAAGAAAUGAUCCUGUUGAUUAUAUGUACUUAGGCUAUGUAUUUUGUGUGAAUGUUAUAAAAAUAAGAUACUUAGGUAUUAAAACGUAUUUAUACAUAGGUAAUGAUAAGGUUGAUAAUGCGAUUUUAUACAUACUCGUAUUUUGUUAUAUGGAUACCCAUGAUUUUUUUUCUUUUUCCCAAUUUAUUCAAGGGACUAAAUCUGUUAGCCAAAUUCUUUUUAUAACAAUCAGAUCGUAAAACGAUCCUAAUUUUAACCUUGAUAUCCUAUUUUAAAAUUACUCAUUUUUCGAAUUUGCCAAUGAUUGAUUUUAUCAUUCAUAAUAUUCAGUUUGCAAAGCAAAAAUUACUGCUAGUCAUGGAUUAAAUUUUUUCUCCAAUUUUAUAGUUCUUAUUUCUUUUAUUCUUUUCUUUAAUUUUUGAAUUCAUCUCAUUACCUACCUAUUAGUACCUAAUUUUUCGAGAGAUUUUAUUGAUUUUUAGAUAGGUAAUUGUGGAAUUUUAAUUCGUUUUUAACAAUAAAAACAGCUUAAAACGCCACUACCAAAAAAGGGUGAAAAAAAUAAGAAGUUGAUGUAAAAGCAAGUAAAAAAUAAUGGAAAAAAUGCUUCCAAUCGAAUUUGGAAUUUCAGCAAAAUCUUAUGAAAAUCGUCUCAGGUCGAUUAAAAUAUGUUUUUUUUUUGUUAUUUUUAUUUACUUUUUUUUGUAUUGUUAGGAUUUUUCUCACAAAGUUAUUAAAAUCAGACCAACUCAUAAUUUUUUCAUUUUUUUUUUGUUCAAAAAAACGUUAGAUUCCUACGUAAGGCGAAUUAAAAUCGUAAAAAAAAUAAAAUCACUAAAAAUUACUAAUAACGUAUUGUAUUUUCAGUAAGAAUUUGACAAAUUGUUACGAAAAUUGCACAAAACAUUCAUAAAAUGACUUCCAAACACGAAAAAAAUCAUAAAAUGGCUAUAAAUCACUAAAAACCAACAACUUUUCAGUAAAAUUUAGCAAAAAUUGUAUAAAAAGCAUUAAAACAUGCAAAAAUGAUGUAAAAUCAUCAAAAAAAGAAGUAUCAAAAUUCAAAAUCACUGCAUAAAUCUCCAGAAAGUGAAACUAUUGGCUUUACAUUGAAAUGGGGCAAAAUACAGCUACAAAUGCACCAAAAAUUGUUGAAAUGACUGAAAACACGAAUAAAUUGUCAAAACAAGUUCAAUUUUUUCCAAUUUUCAUAGUUUUCGAUACUUUUUUCACGUUUUAUAAAUUUUCAACAUGUUUUUAACAAUAUAGGAAUUUUAAAGAAAUUUCACCGAUUGUUACUGAUUUUAAUGUUUUUUCAGCAAUUUCUGACAAUUUACGGUGAUUUUAAUGAUUUUUUUCACGUUUUCAAGCAAUUUGAACAGUGUUUUGCAUUGUUUUGCUACAUUUUGUCACAUCUAACCGAAACUUCAUUAGGUACCAGGUUUUAUUGAUUUACAAUAAUUCUAGUGCUUUUUUGGUGAUUUUAAAUACUUACAUCAUUUUAUCGUUUAAUUCAAUAUUAUUUUAUUUUAUUCAACUUUUGGCAAAUUUUACCCAACAAAAAUUUUAUUACCUAGUUUUAAACUCAUUUUAACAAUGUUUUGUGCAGUUUUUGUUUCAUUUUGCCACAUCUUACCAAAAUUAUAUGUACCUAUUACUUAUUAGUUAAUUAGUCAAUUUUAAUGAUUUUAAGAUUUUAUACAUGUUUUUAAGACAUUUAAACGAUGAUUUGUACAGUUUUUGCCGAAUUCUUAAAAAUAAACUUCAUCAUCACAGCACUUUUUGAGUACCUAUA